Molecule: messenger RNA, 1783 nt
Organism: Castor canadensis (American beaver)
Lineage: Eukaryota; Metazoa; Chordata; Mammalia; Rodentia; Castoridae
Gene: Slc23a3
Product: solute carrier family 23 member 3
Biological process (GO): transmembrane transport
Cellular component (GO): membrane
Molecular function (GO): transmembrane transporter activity
Source: RefSeq, a predicted model, not a curated record
CCUGGCUUCUCUGCUCUGUGCCUCACACCUGCUCCUGCUUCACAGUCUCCCCCCAGGAGGACUCUCUUUCUCACCUGCUCAGCUCCUGGCCUCCAGCUUCUUCUCAUGUGGUGUGUCUACGGUCCUGCAAACUUGGAUGGGCAGCAGGCUCCCUCUUGUCCAGGCUCCAUCCUUAGAGUUCCUUAUCCCUGCACUGGUGCUGACCAGCCAGAAGCCACCUCUGGCCAUCCAGACUCCUGGAAACACCUCCCUCUCACUGGACCUGUGCAGGUUGCCUGGCUGCCAUGACCUGAAGAUCUGGCACACUUCUUUCCAAGAGGUGUCGGGGGCAGUGACAGUGUCCGGGUUGCUGCAGUGUGCACUAGGUUUUCUGGGAGUGCCUGGCCGCAUGUUCCUCUACUGUGGGCCCCUUGUGCUGGCCCCCAGCUUGGUUGUGGCAGGGCUCUUUGCCCACAGGGAAGUGGCCCAGUUCUGUUCUGCUCACUGGGGCCUGGCCUUGCUGCUUAUCCUGCUCAUGGUAAUAUGUUCUCAGCACCUGGGCUCCUGCCAGGUGCUCCUGUGCCCCUGGAGGCCAACUUCAACCUCUUCAACUCAUAUUCACAUCCCUGCCUUCCGGCUCCUUUCGGUGCUGCUUCCUGUGACCUGUGUGUGGAUCAUCUCUGCUCUUAUGAACCUCAGUGUUAUCCCCCUGCAGCUGUCUGUCCCCUCAGUUACUCCAUGGUUUUGGCUGCCUCACCCAGGUGAGUGGAACUGGCCCUUGUUGACACCCAGGGCUCUGGCUGCAGGCAUCUCCAUGGCUUUGGCAGCUUCCACCAGCUCCCUGUGUUGCUAUGCCCUGUGUGGCCAGCUGCUGCAUUUGCCUCCUCCACCUCCACAUGUCUGCAGUCGAGGACUGAGCAUGGAGGGGCUGGGCACUGUGCUGGCUGGGCUGCUGGGGAGCCCCAUGGGCACUGCAUCCAGCUUCCCUAAUGUGGGAACAGUGAGUCUUUUCCAGGCUGGAUCUCGGCGAGUAUCCCACUUAGUGGGGCUGUUCUGUAUGGGGAUUGGGCUCUCCCCAAAGCUGGCUCAGCUCCUCACCAGCAUCCCGCUGACUGUUGUUGGUGGGGUGCUGGGGGUGACGCAGGCUGUGGUUCUAUCUGCUGGAUUCUCCAGUUUCCACCUGGCUGACAUUGAUUCUGGAAGGAAUGUCUUCAUUGUGGGUUUCUCCAUCUUCAUGGCCCUGCUGCUGCCACGGUGGCUUCGGGAAAACCCAGUCUCAAUUGACACAGGAUGGAAUUUCCCGGAUGUGUUACUGCGCUCCCUGCUGGCAGAGCCCAUCUUCCUAGCUGGACUCUUGGGUUUCUUCCUAGAGAACACUGUUUCUGGUACACUGCUCGAACGAGGCCUAGAUCAAGGACACCCAACUUCUUUCACUGCCCAGCAGGCUCGAUUUCCUCUGAAAUCCAGGAAGAAAGCUGCUCAAGAGUACGGGCUUCCUCAACCCAUUCAAAACCUGUGUUCCUGUAUCCCUCAGCCCCUCCGUUGUCUCUGUCCAGUGCUUAAAGACCUUGGGGAUGAGGAAGGAGGUCCUGCUGAGCCAGGAGAGACAGAAGACUUAUUGCCUGGCUUUAGGGAGCUACGCCCUCUAUCAAGCAGAGAAGGACUUAGGUCCCAAUAAUAAUCAGAGUUACUAUUUCUGCCCUUGUUAGUUUAGCCCAACUCCAGCUUGAUUGAGUCAGCUCCCGGGCUCUACUUUCUUCUAGGGAAAGGAUAUGUGUGUACUGUACACCACGGAUCCAUCUUG